GUUUAGCCGGUAAGCGAAGGAAAGAGACCCACAUUGCUCCAAAGUUUUGGCGAGAAAAGCUCUCUCAUCUUCCAUCUCUCCUGAUCUGAUCUGGCAACAAGUUUUUCCUGAAGAGGGAAUCCGCGCGCACAAGGCUCUAUCAUAAAACACUCCACGCGGCGAGAGCUGCAUCCAUUCUCUUCUCCAGAUGGCGUGUCGAAGGAUCCUACGGCAAAUUGUCCAGAUCACGGCGCAGCGGAGAAAACGCUGCACGGCGGCGGCAGCCACAACGGCGGGAUGCCCUUUCCACCGGCCGGUAAAAGCCGCUCCGGAGGCCCCGCUGACGAAGUCCGAUGUCGAUUCAUUGAAGCCUUUUGAUGCUAUACCUACCCCGAAAGGACUUCCCUUGGUAGGGACCUUGUUCGAUCUUAUUCGUAAAGGCGGGUCUCAGAAAAUUCACGAAUAUUGUGACAUGAGGCAUCGUGAACUCGGACCCAUUUUCAGGGAGAAACUCGGGACUGUCGACGCUGUUGUCCUGUCUGACAAAGAUUACAUCCAAAGAGUUUACUAUUCAGAAGGUCGAUAUCCUGUUCAUAUGGUCCCUGAAGCUUGGCUCAUAUACAACGAGUUAAAAGGAAUCAAGAGAGGCCUAUUUUUCAUGGACGGCGAGCAGUGGCGAGACAGGAGAAAGCUCCUCAACGAGGCCCUCUUGUCGAUGGGCGAGGUCACUAAAUACGAACAGGCUUUCAAUGACGUAGUGACAGAUCUCACUGACCGCUGGCAGACUGUCUCCCGCAGAGAAGAGGAUGGCGUCGUUCCGAACCUCGAGAACGAGCUCUACAACUGGUCCAUUGAAACUCUGGGAACCAUGGUUUUCGGACGUCGUUUGGGAUGUGUUUUACCACCUCAAUACAAGAAUCAGAUGCAUGAAUUUGUAUACUAUGUACAACAAAUAUUCACAGAGUCUGCCAAGUUGUCCGUCAUCCCGCCGAAACUAGCAUCUGCUUUGAAGUUGCCUGUUUGGAGACGAUUCGUAAAUGCUGCGGAUCAUGCCCUGCGAAUGGCACGAGAAUAUACCGAAGAAAGAAUCAGUGAGAUAAAAAAUUUGCAAGCUGCAGGCGAAGAAGUACCUGGAGUCCUUAGUCAGCUUCUUCAGUGUAAAGAUGUAAGCCGAGACGAAACGGUCAACAUCGUCGCCGAUCUUAUAUUAGCUGCGGCAGAUACGACAUCUCACGCGACGCAGUGGGCUCUGUACUCCCUUGCCAAAAACCCCGAGUGCCAAGAGAGAUUUUUUUCACAAAUUAAAGCCGUCGUUCCUGAUGGACAAAUUAUUACCAUGAAUCACUUAGAAAAGAUCCCUUAUGCUAUGUGGAUCAUAAAAGAAACUUUAAGGUUAUAUCCAAUUGCUUCGUUUCUAACACGAGUUUUGCCAGAGAAAAUUGUGUUAGGAGAUUACGAGAUUCCUGCAGGGAAAUUAUUCGUAAUGUCGCAGUACACUAUAGGAAGAAAUCCUGAAGAGUUUGAAAAUCCUGACAGCUUCAAGCCUGAAAGGUGGGACAGGUCUUCGAAGGAUCGUCGGCCAAUGUCAAACGGUUGCAUGCCUUUCGGAAUUGGGGCAAGAUCUUGCAUUGGGAGAAGAGUGGCCGAACUCAAGAUGCGUCUACUCUUAGCUAGGGCCAUUCAGAGAUUUCAUUUGGAGUCGGCCAACGAGCGUGAUGUAGGUAUCUCGAUGAGGCUGAUCACGGCUCCUGAUGAGCCCAUCCGACUUCGCUUCAAGCAAAGAUCCAGUUGAAGUUUAGUGGAACAUAAGAAAUUUUCAAACUUCUUAUCUAAUCUAAUAAUCAUUACUUGGAAGAAAUGAAAGCUUUAACAAACAAGCUGCUUUUUGAAUAUCUGCAGAAGGAAUAUUUAACAGUUCAUUCCGGUUUUCUCUUAAACAACAGUUCAUUCCGGUUUUCUCUGAAACAGCAAUUCAUUCAGCUUUUUUCUAGUCGGAUGGCAACCCAAGCGAAUGAUUGCUACAUGCAUCUUUCCUCAUUUAGUUCUUCAUAUCGCCAUUGGUAGGCUUUGACCUUCAGGCUGGAGCAAAGUAACUAAUUUUGAUGGACAAAACCAGAGGUACUUCCGCAACUGGUUGCGGCGUUCUUCAUUUAUAUAUUUAAACAGAGAAAGUCAUUGACUUGGAUUUCCCUACAAACUAUCAAAUGACUGAAACAGCUUAACAAAAUUUCUCAAGUCUGAGAAAAGUGGUUUUAGCUUGCCUUCUCUCAACGCUGACAAAGGGAAAGUACGUAAUGACUUUUAGUCUCAAUAACUGUUAUUCUCAACAUAGUGAUUAUAUGUGUCUCAGCGCAAGUCGCAGAGAUAAUGAAGUCAGCUACGUUAUAGAAUGCUUAAUGAAUUUAAAAUUAUAUAUAAAAAUAUUGAAAUUUCUGUUGAGAAAAUUUUUGCAAUAUGUGUUUGAAUGUCGAUGAACUGAGUAUUUGUCAAUAUUUAUACUUUUAAAGGCUUGUAUUGUAUUUUUAUUAAGUGUGUAUGCGCAUGAUUGUAAGGGUUAAGCAGUUAUGUAUAAACAUAUUAAAUUAAAAAGUGCGUAUAACUAUAUGGGUUUAGAUUAAAUUAAAUCUCGAUUUAUUAAAUACGAGAAAAUUUAAGUUUAAAUAUCACUUAAGUAUGUAAAAAGUCUGAACUCGUAUUACAUUGGCGUUUUUGAAAAAUAUGCAUACAUUGAUGGUUUGAAUAUUUUUAACAAAUUCUAUUCCCUGCCGUGUUAUGUUUUGCUCCAAUUUUCAUUCACACCGACUGCAGCAAAAAUAAUACUCGUAGUUAACUACAUUUAUUAAAAUUAUUUAUUCCUGCAUCUUUCUGAGGGUUGGAAAAUAAUUUUUAUAAAAAUGGUUGUUGCAAGCUAAAGACAAUCAAAACUUUUAUUAAAAUCAUUACAUACAUAUAGAUGAGUUUUCCUCCAGAAGUCACUAUUUGUUUGCUUACAAACCUUUCAGAGGUGUAUGAGCAAAGGAUACAAGAGUUUUGGAGGAUGCCAGAAUUUUCUAUUACUUUAUUUAUAACCAGAAGUAAAAUAUGUCCUUGGUAAAGCAGCCUUUUCUUUCUAUUGGAGACUAAACUAUCGGUGAACAUGAAUGAAAAUUUCAGAGCGACGAAUACGUCACGGAGCGUGUUAAGUUCAUAAAGGGAAGAAUGCAAAGCUUAUGCGCGCUUUAAAACACGUCUAAGUAAAAGCGGUGUGUUUUCUUCUUUUACAUUAGAUUGUCUUUGCAUUAAAGUCAUUUACGUAAUCGUUUCGAUAUUUGUAAAUCAGCUAUAUUACGAUUUGAAAAAGUUUCAAAAACUUGCACUUCACGUUCAGCAUUCCUAAUGAUGGUGGACAUGUGGAAGUGCAGACUGGAUAUUUUCUUUGUUGAUUGAAAGCGUUACUUUUGUGGUACUCAUUUCAUAAUUUUAAAUUAUACGUUAUUUUUUAAUUAAAAAAUUUUGAAAUGUUCUUGAAAUACUUAAAAUUUUUUCCAUCUCUCAAAAAUUUCAUUGUUUUAAAGCGCACAUGGGUUUUAAAUGAAUGUUUUAGAAAUCGCAGGUGCAUUUGCAUAGUUCAGUGGCAAACUAAAUAAAUUAUGAUUAUGCAAUACUUUAAUUUGUUAUAUAUCUGCUAUGUUAAAAAUUAGAAAUACCUGUAAAAAUUCUCAGGAUGUGUUUCAUUAGAUGUAUUAACAACUUUUAUCUUGUUAAAACUUGUUAUAUGUAUAUAAAAAUUUUUGCUAUCAAUAUAAGGUAAAGUGUGAUUUCAAAGUAUAAAUUAUUUUGAAAGUUUCGACUUGUGCAUGUGAACAGUAUCCAAGGAACUGUUUCUUGAUUGCAUAAAAUGUAAAUAAUAAAUGUUCUGAGAGGAGAAAUGUUUAUGUAUUGUAAAUGUAUUUAUCAAAAUGUAAUUUAUGAUUCUGGAAGGUUCUGUUGCACCUUUUUGUGAUUCUGAAGAAAACGUUUUAGUCAUUUUUGCAAUGGUAGUUGUGUCAAUCCGUGAUAAUCAAAUUCGCCUAAAAUAGCUAUUGGAAUAAAAUAUUUGAAAAUAUAUUUAGACUUAUUUUUUGGCAUAGAAGCACUUCUAAGUAUUUUAGCCAGUGAUUUGUUUUUCGAUUGUAUAUACUCAGUUGAGUUAUAAAUUCUUCUCUUACCUUAUUAAUGUAUUCCAUAUGAACUAAAUUACUUUGUGAGUAAAUUUUCAAAAUAUUUCUUUAUUUGCUCCGUAAUUUUGCAAAAAGUUCUCCUUAUUCUAGGCUGAAGAUAAAUUCCUUAAAUCUGAGUUUUCAUCAAGUGCUCCAAAACAAAAAUUUCUAUUGCAUUGUAUAUAUUUGCCAUUUGUAGUAGCAGGAUACUCUGUAACGCUUAAAUUUUGCGUGCAUAAAUGAGAUAUAACCUGAAAAGUGCCCAUGAGAUUCCACAAUUAUUAACUGUGGGAAGUGUCAAAGCACGAAAAGAAAAUAUAUUUUUCUAAAACGUAAUUCGUUGCAGACAACUGUUAAAAAUUACGUCAGUUUCCAAUUUAAUAAAGGAAUUUGACUGUAAAUAAAAUUUUCAAUAAUAUCAGAGUGACGUUUUGGAAAAAAAUUGAAGUCAUUCCUAAAUCAAAAGAUAACAGAUUAUAGUGCCUCCAAAUUAUCACCUUUUUUCCCCAAAUCAAAGAUCUCUUAAAGCAAAAUGCAUUUAUACGGCAAUAAAUGAACUUAUGCGUAGUUUUUGUUCAUAUAUAAGUAUAUUGCGAUUGUAUUACGGGUAGUAUAUAACACUGAGCAAUAAAAACCAAACAACCUCAAAAUCAAUCUCUAGUAAAAUACGUACUAAUAUUUGAAAUUAGAUUUCUGUGAAACUCUUAAAUAAACUGAUAGUUAAUGACAGAGCUUGUAUCAUUGUUGUGUACAUGUGGUAAAAGAAUUCCUUUUCGGCUCUUCAGCUUCAACAAUAAAAAGUAAAUACUGUCACAGUACUUGAGUACUUUAUUAAAAUGAUUUACAUACAUUGUUAAAAUGAUUAUGAAAAACCAAUGCGUAAUAAGCUCCUGCCGCAAUGAAUACUAAUCAGCAUGAAUUAUUUCAUUUAUCAGUUAAUGAAGUCAAAUUAUUCAGGGAUUUAUUGGUGCUCGGUUUAUGUGAUACUUAUUUCACCUUUUUACAGAAUUUAUGACCUCAAAUCUUCUGUUAUACUAGAAUGUUUUAAAUUACAAUGUUUUUAAUAUCUUCUGAAGUUAUAUUUUAAUCUAAGGAUGAGAUAAGUAUCGAAUUUUCAGGUUAAGUAGUUUAAUAGUCAAAACUAAUACAAUCUUCCCUAAAGAGAAUUAAAGCGCACAAUCUUAAAUUUUCUUAAUUUUUUGGCAGUUGUCUUAACAUUGUUCAUAUGUAAAUAUUACUUAAAAAUUAGACCUCCAAACUUUCUUCUCCAGUUCAGUACAGGUUUGUCUUAAAUAUAUGCUAGGAAGGAAGGAAAGCAUCAUUCUUCCCCCCCCCAAUCCCCCAAUGUCAAUAAAAAAAAAUCAAAGCUGUAUAUUUCAAACAGACGACGAUGGAAAGAAAAAGCUUUCCAAUCUUAUUCUCAUUUACGAGUAAUAACAGGUACAUGCAAUUUUUUAGUAUUGUAUCUCUUUUCAUUCUUUUUUCGAAGGAGAUGUAUUGUGCAGUCUUUGUUCGUUUUUUGUUCAUAUUUUACAAAUGUUAAUUAUGCAAUUACAAUUUUCUAAAUGUUGUUACAUUUUAUGUUGAUUGAAACACAGCUUUCGUUAGUAUUAAUAUUUUUUCUUGUGCAUUGAAAGGUGCAAAAUAAAUUCACCAGCCAAAAUUUGAUUUGUUUUUCAUUUCGUUUUGCAUACUGUAAAUUUUUACAUUAUUGCAUUAAUAAAGAAUGUAAAAUA
Stegodyphus dumicola is the source of this 5893-nucleotide messenger RNA. Its product is annotated as cytochrome P450 315a1, mitochondrial-like. NCBI's taxonomy places the organism in Eukaryota, Metazoa, Arthropoda, Arachnida, Araneae, Eresidae. Gene Ontology annotation, molecular function: iron ion binding; oxidoreductase activity, acting on paired donors, with incorporation or reduction of molecular oxygen; heme binding. Gene Ontology annotation, cellular component: mitochondrial inner membrane. Gene Ontology annotation, biological process: C21-steroid hormone biosynthetic process; cortisol metabolic process; glucocorticoid biosynthetic process. The record is from RefSeq and is a predicted model, not a curated record.